Messenger RNA from Ambispora gerdemannii, 509 nucleotides. The record is from the annotation of a GenBank genome assembly. NCBI's taxonomy places the organism in Eukaryota, Fungi, Glomeromycota, Glomeromycetes, Archaeosporales, Ambisporaceae.
AAGCCGAAGACUAUAAUGUGACAAUCAAAGUAGGACAAGGCGAUUAUAUUAAAACGUUUUUAGCACACUCGGUGAUUCUACGAGCGAGAUCCCAAUAUUUCAAAAUUGCUCUUUCUCGAUCGUGGGCUCGUCAAUCGGAUGUAAUUAUUGCAAUGGAAAAACCAAAUAUACGACCAAAAGUAUUUGAAAAAAUUAUUUGCGCACAAAUUGACGACGGUCCGAUUAAUGAAAAUGUUGAAAUCUGGAAUUCCGAAGACUUGCGAAAAUUCAGAGAUAUUGUGCAAGACUACAUUCCACAUAUCCGCUUUAUUGCAAGUGAAGAUUAUUAUUUUAGAAUACAUCCUUUUAAAAAGAUCCUUCCUUCACAGCUUAAAAAGGAUUUAAUAGCUCAUCAUCUUGCUCCAAAUGCAAAAGUUCAUUCAGAAAUUUUGCCUCCUCGUCUCGGAAUACCACCGCCUUCUUAUUUAAGAUAUCCUACACCUCCAUAUAGUAAUUUCUAUGAUUUGUAA